Benincasa hispida (wax gourd) is the source of this 3468-nucleotide messenger RNA. Its product is annotated as bZIP transcription factor, putative (DUF630 and DUF632). The record is from RefSeq and is a predicted model, not a curated record. NCBI's taxonomy places the organism in Eukaryota, Viridiplantae, Streptophyta, Magnoliopsida, Cucurbitales, Cucurbitaceae.
AGUACAGAGCUCCGUUACUGUAAAAAUGGCGAAGUUAGCUGGCAAAAGUUGCUACAGAACAAAACGCCAUUUCCCUAAAAACCGGAUUUUAAGGAGCCGUUACACUUUCUCUGGUGAAAAUCAAGGGCAAUUCGGUCAUCUACUCACCUUUUCCAAUAAAUGAUGCUACUCUCUCUCUCUCUCUUUUCUGACACCAAUUUCCUCCGUUCUGUUUAGUGCGAAAGGUUUUUGCUUUAGUUUUUAAUUCUUAAAUCUCUGCUCUCUCAUUUGUUUUUUUGUCCUUCCCAUAAAAAGGAAUGGCCAUUAUAAUUCUUUAAUUGAACAGAGAAGUAUGAAUGUUUUCUAAUUUCUUAUGUUUUUUCUUUUUCCUUUUCUUUUGAAUUUUUGGUGAAAUCUACACAUAUUUCGAGGAGUUUCUUGCUACGGUGAUUGUGUAAGCAGAUUCCCACUGAGCUACAAUUUUUCCUUUUUCUUUUCUUGCUCUCUUUCCUUAGGAUUUUUUUUUUUAAUCUCCAUUUUGCUUCAUCAUUACUGCCUUUCCCUCUCCAUCUCUGCAAAAAUCUUCGUUUCAGAGGCUCAUUGAAGAGUGAAGACUGAUAAUCUCAGAGCUAGUUUCGUUUUUUAUUUAGUUCUCUUCAAGUUUUCCAUUGAUGGGUUUGAUUUUAUGAGCUCCUGGUCACUGAUCUUUCUAGCUUCGCUCUCUUUCAUCCUUCAAAACAAGGUAAUCCUCUGUUUUUUUCUUCAUACUGUGAAUGUAAUGUGAAGAGAACUCCGGCUUCUCAAGCACAUUCCAUUUUGUGGGUCUUGUCCCUUUCUUUGCAAACACGUUUUCCUGUAGUGGGUUCUUGAUUUUGUGGGGGGGUUUGCGCGUUGUUUGUUGAAAAGAGCUUGCUCUGUUUUGUCGAGAGGUUUCGUUUUUUCUUUUGCUCUGUUUCUCGAAAUCUAUUCAUCUCGAUGCUCUACAAUGUCUGAUGCUGGUGGGUUACUUCUGCAAAUCGAGGCAGGAAGCCAUUGAUUACGAAGUGGGUGUUCUGAUAAUUAAAAUUUUAUGGCUCCAACCUCAAUUUCAUGAACUGGGUCGUGAAACUUUUGGCGAGAAAUGGGUGGUUCGAACUCAAAAAUCGAGAAUAACGAAGCCCUACGUCUUUGUAAGGAACGAAAACGGUACAUCAAACAGGCCAUCGAUUCGAGAUACGCUCUAGCCGCUGCCCAUGUCUGUUAUGUUCAGGCCCUCAAAAACGUCGGCGUGUCUCUCCGGCGAUACGCCGAGGCUGAGGUGUUGAUAGAGUCAUCUCUGUCAACGUCGGCUACCGAGAUCGAUAAAACGCCAUCGCAUUCCUCUUAUCCGUCUCCAUGCCCGUCGCAGACUGCCGAUGCUUCAGAAUCUCCAUUGCAAGAGAGCCCCAUUUCGCCGCCGAUAGCCACAAUUAGUUACAUGGUCGCCGGGGGUGGUACCCCUCUUACUGUCAAGCUCCGGCCGAGUAGCCAUAAUUUUGUCUAUGAAGAAUCAGUUGUUUCCCCAUUGCCUCCGCCGCCCCCGCCGCCGCUUCAUGAGUCAGGACCCUCUUGGGAUUACUUUGACACCAAUGAUGAAAUUGAGAGCUUCAGGUUUUUGGGGACUGGUGGGAUGGAUGUGAACUUUGAGGAUGAGAGAAUGUGGAAGCAAUUUAAGGGAGAAAUGACUGAUGCCAAAGAUGAGUUUCAUGAAGGAACUUCAAAACCAGAAGCAGUGCAAAAGGCUUGUGAAAAUGGUGACCAUUUGAGUUCCACUGUGGCUGUUGAAGAAAGAAAUUUGGAGAUGGCGAGACGGGAAGAUAAAGAGGUUUCUUCCACGGGUUUGUCGAACAAAGUUGUGCUUGAACAAUCUGGUUCAAGAGGGGCGAUGGAGUUGGAGAAGAGAUUGUGUACUGAACAAGAAGAUCCCUCAGAGUUUAUUACUCAUAGAGCUAAAGAUUUUCUUUCCAGCAUUAAGGAGAUUGACAAUCGGUUUCAGAGAGCUUCAGAAUCUGGGAGGGAGAUCUCUAGAAUGCUUGAAGCCAAUAAAAUCAGAGUUGGAUACCUUGAAGAAAAUGGAAGUAUAUCUGGUCUUGCUUUUCUGGACCCUUUACGUCGGUUACGACUUGUUUGCUGUCCUGCUAAGCCUGCUCUCUUUUCUCAUGAACCUCAUAAGACAAAAGUGAUUACGUGGAAACGGUCAACAUCGUCUCGGUCAUCUUCAUCAAGGAAUCCUCUUGCUGCAAAAGAUGAUGAUGACAGUGGAAGUGAAUUUGUAGAAGAGUUCUGUAUGAUCUCUGGAAGUCAUUCCUCUACCUUGGACCGCCUUUAUGCAUGGGAGAGAAAACUCUAUGAUGAAGUCAAGGCAAGCGAAUCCAUCCAGAAGGAGUAUGAUCGUAAGUGUGAUCAACUCAGAUAUCUAUUUGCAAAGGAUUAUAGUACUCAAGUCAUCGACAAGACGAGGGCAGUUGUCAAGGAUCUGCACUCCCGGAUACGAGUUGCAAUUUAUUCUGUUGAUUCAAUAUCAAAACGCAUUGAGAAAAUGAGAGAUGAAGAAAUGCAGCCACAACUCAUUGAGCUCAUACAGGGAUUGAUCAGGAUGUGGAAAGCGAUGCUUGAAUGCCAUCAUGCACAGUACAUAACAAUAUCGUUGGCAUAUCAUUCAAAGAGUGCUGCCAUGGGUACACCUCGAGCAGACACACAGAGGCAGAUAUCGAUCCAACUUCAACAAGAGAUCGAAUGUUUUGGCCUAAGCUUUGCAAACUGGAUCAACAGCCUUGCAUCAUAUGUUGGUGCUUUGAAUGGCUGGCUACAACAUUGCAUUCAGCCACAGGAGCGCUCAAAGAGCAGAAGACCAUUCUCUCCUCGCCGUGUCAUUGCCCCGCCUAUCUUUGUCUUAUGUCGCGAUUGGUUAACUGGAAUCAACGACCUUCCAUCUAAUGAACUCAGCAAUGCCAUCAGAGCCUUCUUGGGAGAAUUGAACUGUUCAAUAUCCCAACAAGCUGAACUACAGAGGAAACAGAAGCUUGUUGAAGCAAACAAUGGGGAAGAACUACAAGGGAAAGGUGACGAAAACAACGAUACUUUCUCUACGAACUUAAAUUGCAUACAUUCAAGUUUAACAAAAGUUCUUGAUCGGCUAACGAAGUUUUCUGAGGCCUCGCUUAAAAUGUACGAAGAUGUUAGACAGAAAAGCGAGGCUGCGCAUUCAACAUAUUUGAAUUUUAAGCCAGUUAGAUAUUAAACUAUGUAAUUAAGGGGAAGUGCAAAUAUUUCUCAAGUUUGGCUGAGAUUGAAUAUUUGUACAGUUUUGAAGAAUUUGCUGAGCUCUAUGAUUGUUGCAUCAUGAUCAGCUCAUUUUAUUCUGCUUCCAGAAAUCUUGUUGGUUUCUUGAAAGUCAGUUUCUCUUUCCCUUCAUUUUUGUGAUAUUAGGCAUAAUUUAAUCCAUUUAGGACCAUGGAUUCCAUAUAUAUA